Molecule: messenger RNA, 3938 nt
Organism: Vanessa tameamea
Lineage: Eukaryota; Metazoa; Arthropoda; Insecta; Lepidoptera; Nymphalidae
Gene: Bmptp-Z
Product: tyrosine-protein phosphatase non-receptor type 61F-like
Exons: 9
Coding region: 285-1616 (443 amino acids)
Biological process (GO): negative regulation of ERK1 and ERK2 cascade; peptidyl-tyrosine dephosphorylation; negative regulation of receptor signaling pathway via JAK-STAT
Cellular component (GO): nucleus; cytoplasm
Molecular function (GO): non-membrane spanning protein tyrosine phosphatase activity; protein kinase binding
Source: RefSeq, a predicted model, not a curated record
AAAAAAACAAUUAGACAGCAGCAGCGGUGCAUCCACUCUAUUCGGAUAGGAGACUACAGUAAACUACAAAGUAUUCGACUAGGAAUCUAAUAAAGUUGAUGCACCGCGAAUUCAUAUUAUACUACGAUUGAUUCUCUUAACAGAUAGUCGAUGAUUAAAACAGCUGCAGGUCACUCCUUCAAAAUAAUCAGCAUUUAAAACGAAACCCGCGAGUUUUGCGGCAUCCGGCUGACGGCUGUAGAAAACACUUUGUUCGUGCCAAUUUGAAAUGAUAUAGUUGAGUUAUGAACGACGAAAAAAUGAAUUCACAUAACAUUGAAGCAGAAUAUAUGGACAUUGCGAAUAGAAACGCUUGGCCGAUCAUCUACCAGAAAAUUGGAAGAGAAUGUCAAUCCUACCCGUAUACAUGCCUUGAAGCUAAAAAACCUCAAAACAAGCCAUUAAAUCGUUACCGGGAUGUAAACCCAUAUGACCAUAGCCGAGUUGUCUUGACUCGUUCUGAACGUGACUAUAUCAAUGCAAAUUUAGUAAAGAUGGAACGUGCAAACCGGAAGUAUAUACUGACUCAAGGGCCGCUCGCUUUCACCGUCGGUCACUUUUGGCUGAUGGUCUGGGAACAGAACAGUCGCGCAAUCCUCAUGCUGAAUAAGAUCAUCGAGAAGAACGAGAUCAAAUGUCACUGGUACUGGCCCCAUGGUGUCGGCGAGGACGAAAAGUUUGUCCUCUCCGAUGUCAAACUAACCGUCGAACAAAUAAGCGAGGAGGAUUGCAACUAUUACACUACCCGUGUUUUUAGAAUCUUCGACAUGGAGAGCUCUGAAAGUCGUGAGGUCAUACAGUUCCACUACACGACGUGGCCCGACUUCGGUGUCCCUUCUUCCCCUGUGGCUUUCCUGGAGUUCUUAAAGAAGGUCCGCUCGUCUGGCGCCCUGGACCCUGAAGUUGGCCCACCCGUCGUACACUGCAGUGCUGGUAUUGGACGAUCAGGAACGUUCUGCUUGGUCGACUCCUGUCUUGUUAUUAUCGAAAAGGAAGGCAUGGAAAGUGUGAACAUACAGCAGAUCCUUUUAGAAAUGCGCAAGGAUCGCAUGGGCUUGAUACAGACGCCGGAUCAGUUACGUUUUUCAUAUCAGGCCAUCAUCGAAGGCUUCAAACGAUUCAAUCCUAAUUUCAAGGAGGAUCCAAAAAUGGAAGAGAGUAUAUAUUCAACAGUCGCCGAGGAGAACGAGGAGGAAGCGCCACCACCACCGCCACCGAGGGCCGAGAGCCUCACCAGGGCUCCGGCCAGGCCCUUGCCCGCUAUACCCACCAGUGCUUCACUUGGCAACUUGAACUAUACACGUUCGCCAGAGGGCUCUAGCUCGGACGACGAGCCGCCGACGCCUCCAGCGCGCGAGUGCUCCUCCCCGGCCUCUUCUGCCGACGACGAGGACGAUGAGCCGAUAUCAGUUACUGAAAGCGGCGAGAACGGCGAGACGCUGCGACGGCGCCGCACCCGCGAGCUCGCCGAGCGCGUCUCCGUGAUGAAGAAACGUGCGCGCGACGCCGAGAGAUGGCACGCCCUCAAGAGGUUAAAAUCGGAGGAAAACUCUAAAACUGAACCAUGCGAAGACUGAAGAGAUUAGGUAACAAACAUUUUUAGAGAAAUUUUAUGCGAAACAUUGAGAUAUAAAAGUAUUAACAUAUCUUUAUUAUUUAAAUUUUUCGCUUGUUUUAAAGAUGAUUUAAUUCCAUACAAGCGGUUGAAACGAGAUCACAUGAUUCCUAGAUUAUGAUAUUAGUACUGAGAUUUUUAGAACAUGCAUCUGAAAUCGUAUCUUCAAUAGAAUAAAUUAACAACAUCCGUCCCGAAUUCAUAAAAGAACAGUUCAACUAAUCCAAUAACAUUAAGACAACCUGACCGUUACAUUGAAUUCACUUCAUUUAACAUAACUUAGACUGCUAUAAUGACACCAAUACCACUAGAUCUAUACAAAUAAACUUAGUGUUAAGAAAACUCGUACAAUAUAAUAUCAGAUCUUAGCAAAUCAAUGAAGUCAGGAUUUUUGACGGAAUUUGUUUUUUGGCGUAAUAAUAACAACACUUAUAUUGUUAAAUAUAAUUUGCUUAUGUAUAUGGAAUAUAUCGUAGCUAUUGCAGCAAAUAGACGUGCCUACACAACUAUUAGACUAAUAAAGGGUUACUUACUAGCUUAAGUAAAAAUUGUAACGAAUGUUAGAUUGUGUUGAUAAGCUCCCAGUUAAUAAGUAGGUUAAUCUAGUGUUUAGCGAGCUGUCUUAGCUUGGGCUCGAUAACGAUAUCAGAACAUUAUAGUGCACACAAUUUGAUCGCCGAUUGAUCGUCGUACUACAUUGUACCGACAUUAAAAUUUAUAAUUAUCAGAUAGGAAUUACAGUAACGUCAAGCGGACACGUUAUGGAUAUAAUAGAAAUAUUUUUAUAGUGCAAUUUUGGUACAUUUAUCUCAGAUUAAUGUUAAGAUGUCUGAAGUUGAAGAAAAGCGGUCGUGUUCAUUGGAAGCACUUCCGCCUUCUGCUAUCUCAAUACGAUUCACUUCCGCUCGCUCCGUUUCACUAAUCGAGUAUUAUGAAUUUGAUUGAAUUUUGUUGCAAUGUGAUUGUUUAAAAAUUACAUCGAAUAAUAAUGUAGAAAUAUUUUUACACGGAAUUGCCGAUCUAGUACUUCAAUGUUUGCAUGGUAAAUGUGAGAGUGUAAAUAAUAUAAAGUAAACGAGUGAAUAUUAAAUUAUUUAUUUAGGUCUUAUUUUUUGUAUCAGAAAUUAAAACCUAUAUUGGGGAAACAUUUUUUAACAAAUUAAUACGUUGUCGCGGUUAUUUAUUACCAUGCUGGGGUAAUUUUUUUUUUGUAACCUUUCGAAAUGAAUGUUUUAGUUACAAUGUUCGACUCAAUUAUACUUUAAAAAUCACUGUUAGGGAUUGAUUAUUAAUUUUGUCGAUAAUGAAUUUCAUCGUAAAUUGUUCAGUGCUUUAUCUAUAAAAGCAGACAUGCAGAGUAACUUUAACAUUUUUAAUAUUAUAAUGAAUAUUUAGUAGUAGAAAAACUCAUCCGCCGGCUGGCGAGGUGCGCACGCCUUUGUCGGGCACUUUAGCAAUAAUCUUCGUAUGAUGAUGCUCCGACUUGACUUAACGAAUCGUUUAGCACUAUUCAAACGACGUGCCUUAUUCAAAGUUCUAUCUUUUAUAUUAUACCUGAGAUUUAAUAUAGGAUGUAUCGUUAUACCGGUUGACAUGUAUUAUGUGAUUUAUUUUCAUGUUCUGGCCAACAUACAUAACAUUACCUAUACAUAACAUAGGUUUAAUAAUGGAACACAUUCUUGCCAAUUAUGUUAAAGUAACAUAAUGUUAUUUGUUAUUGUACAAAAUCAAAAUAUUUCCCCAUUAAAGGCAUGCAAUUGAUUUGCACAAACAGAAAACUAUACUUUGUUUUGUCGUUGUGAGAUAACUGAUAAUAGAUAAGCCAUCUGUCACGGAUCACGAUUAAAACCGUUGGCAGCUUAUUGUGGUUUUCACGCUUAGGAUUGCACCGACAUCUUUAAUUGUUGUAUUUUAAUUCUUUAUCUGUGGACAAAGCAAACCUCUAAUGUUACAUUAUUAUACUGAAGGCAUAAGUUCACAAUUUGCAAGCACGUAAAAUAUAGCAAUGAAUGAGUUCGAGAAUUUUUAUAAUUGUAUUUAAACUUUAUAAUGUAUAUCUAUAGCAAAAUUAUUAUCCCUCAAUUUAAUGUUAGACUUUAGGCAUUUCUCUUCAAAAUAUCUACUAUUAAUUAAAUGAUACUAAUCAGACUAUUAAUAAUAAUUAAUUAACUUAUUACUCAUUUGUACAUUGACAGAUGGUUUACUAUAUUAUAAUUAUUUAAGUUAGAUUUUAGUCUAAUAUAUAUAAAAAUAUAUAUGAAUAAAAUUUAGUCAAAAAUUAUAA